Babesia bigemina is the source of this 4137-nucleotide messenger RNA. RefSeq lists its product as hypothetical. Lineage: Eukaryota; Apicomplexa; Aconoidasida; Piroplasmida; Babesiidae. The record is from RefSeq and is a predicted model, not a curated record. The annotation marks the transcript as partial. The transcript has a single exon.
AUGGAUAGGCAAAUUAAGGAUGUUGAAGAGAGGCUUAAAAAACUUGAAGGCUCCGAAGAUCGUGAUAAGGGGCAAAAAACAGCGUCUCUAAAUGCUACGAAAUCCCAGCUUGAACAUUAUAAAAAUUCCUGUAAUGCAAACCACACUAAAUAUCCUGAGAAUCCUGCCUUGAAGGACAUUGACUCCAAGUUGUCUCAGGUUAAAAAUCUUAAAAAGAGUCUUGAAGGAUUGACUGAAAAUGAUAAUUGUGAAAAGCUUUUAACAAAUCUUUGUGACGGCCUCGAAACAUUCCUCGGCUUCAACUCUGAGUCAAAAGGCUACGAUGGCACUGGCAUUGUGUACUCGGACCUGGACAGGCUGUGUGACGGGGUGAUGGGAUUUUUGUAUCAAGUUCUUAAGGAUGUCAGCGAGAAACAGCCUUACGAAGCAGGUAAGACAAUGUUUUUAGACCGUUUAAAUCGUGAAAUAAAUGCCAAAUUAUGUUCAGGUGUUGAAGGCUUCAAGAGCGUCGUAGACCGUGUCGUCAGCAGAGUCAGGCAGUACAAUGAGAAAGUUGUGGAGUCGAAUUCUAAGGUAAGUGGACCAAUUAAUGAACUUUUAGGUAGAGUGAAGAACGAAUACCCGACGGAAAUCGGUAGGAUUCCAGAUGAAGUAGAUUUGAAAAUUAUGUCAGAUGAGGAAAUUGGCAAGAUUGUCUUGCCGACUAAUGCGUUGACUGAGAAGUGUAUAACUAGCGCAAAGUUAUUUGACACCAAACUUACCAAGUUAACUAAGCAUAUUAAUGAUCUUAAUUAUAAAUUGCGUGACAGUGUAAAAACUACGCAUGAGCGUAUUAAGCAGGAGACUGCACGUGUUGAGGCGAUGUCCAAAAAGGAACGCGAGAACUACGACGCGGUGAUAAAACUAGUUGGCAACGCAUCCGAAAAUUUGAAAAAAGUACUGAAACAGAAAAUUGGAGACGAUGUUAGUGCUGUUGUUAAAAAUCUUAAGAAAAGAGUAUCAGAUAUUCUGGUUAAGUUAAACAAUGUACAUAUAAAUAUGGCGACUUAUCUGUCGCAGCUAGAUACGUGGAGUAAUGAGGCGGAGGGUUUUGUAGAAGAAGCGAUAAGGAAAGUCAAUGAUAUAUUGGAUCAGGUUGAUAACGUAAAUAAUGAAGUCAACAAAAAGGCUAUAAAGGCCGCGGCUGCGCAGAUCAGGGAACUAGGAUUUUCAUUAUAUGAAGCCGGAAAUGACGCUAAAACAAAAGCCCAAGAAGAAGUUACCAAGGCCCUUGCGCAGGUGAAAUCCAUGAACGAGGCGCUUAAAGGGGAUUUGUAUAAGGUGAAGCAAGCGGUGGAAGGGCAGGUGACUGAAAUUAAAAAUAAGAUUGGGAAGUUGUACGAAACAGUGACAGAAAGACCGGGUAGUGCAGUGAAGGAUAUGGAUAAGUUGAUAGAAAGCGUCGUGAAGCAUAUCAAAGUGCACGCUGCAGGUAUCCGAGGCAAUACGGAAGGGCGAUUUAAAGAAGGUCUUGCCGUUGUUGCAAUGAAAGUGGGAGAAAUUGUAAAUGGGAACUACGCUGGUGAAAAUUUUAAGGAGAGAAUCUUGUACGCAUGGUUGACAGAUAUCGUUGAGAAGAAUCCCGUGAAAAAAUACAUUGAAGAUUAUCUUCAGUAUAACGGUGAUCAGUUUGUUAAUCGUGGCAUUAAUGCCAUCACUGACAACGUCAAACAGCAUAUUAAAGAUAAGCUCAACACGCUGACAUCUGCAGGAUCGAAGCGUAUACAAACAACUGGUAACGUCGCGGAGGAUUUGAACACUAUUAAAACAACUCUAGAUUCGUUCGUAUUUGAGUUCGCCGACAAGAUCAAGUCAGGUGACAUUAAAGCUUCUGAUGUUGAAACCAAAUUGGGAAAUGCGCAUGUUCUCAGAACGGGGCAUUCCACAAGCAGAAUAUACUUAGAUGAUGCAGUCAAUUCCAUAGUUAACCAGUUACUUGGUCGUGCCGCAGGUGCUUCUAAAGAAAUUGAAGACCUCGUAAAAAGCUGCAAUUUUUCAUACGUAGACAGUGCGUACAAUAAGGCUAAAAAUUUCGUUGGUAAACUUGAAAAAGCUAUCGGCAAUGGAAGUCCGCUCAGCCCUGGCGAAGACGGCACCGCUAAAGCCGUCGACUCCGCGAUCACGGAGGUGACGAAUCUGCUUAAGGGGAAAUUGAUACCAAACGGUGGUAGUUCAGUCAAUCUUGAUGCUGCUGGCACGUUCACCGAAUAUAAUCGUUUCGUCGACCAAGAUGCUGCCAAACUGCAAUCACUCGCAUCCGAGAAGUUAGAAGAUGUUAAGGAAAAUGCAGGCUCCCUCCCCGCGGCGAUCGGUGAGAUUAAGACAAAAGUGGAGGAGGCUUUGGACAAGAUCGGCGAUGUGAAAGAUAAGCUAUUCAGCAAAGCUCAAGAGGUCACUGACAACCUCAACCUCCUGUGCAAAACAGUCAAGGAUUUGGCUGAAACGGGUGAUGAAAGUGCCAAAGGCAAACUAAACAGGCUGAAACAAAAAAUCGGUAGGGCUGUUAAGGUAGACAAAGAAAGCCUACUAGUGCUUCAUGGCAAGUUUAAAGCGUUGAGAGACGGAGAUUUGGCUGCGUCCAUUGACAUGGCCAACGCAUUCCUCACAGAAGCAUCUAAACUGGAGGCCGAGUGUAUUCGAAGACUUCAACAAAACGUAAAUUGCGAAGUCAACAUCGUCAAAAAGGAGCUCGCGUCACGCAUCGUCCAGAGCCAUGUGACGGUCGUCAAGCUGUUGCUACAGCAAUUCGUCGCCAAGCUGCAGUCGGAGUUGGACAAACUGCCGGCCGCCAUUGAAGAUGACAAGCAUAUUGGCUUCAAAGGUUUCAUGGAGAAACUCUACGAAGGCUUCAACACCAACAUCGUUCCUAAGAAAGAUGACUUAAAACUCGACACUUUGUCCGAGGCCUUCCAAAAUUUCUGCUCACCACUCCACCUCUACCUUAAAGCAGAGAUCGGCAGACAGAACAACGACAACCAUGCCAAGAAACACCCUUCGUCUCAGAGGUCUACAAACAACUACGCGGACGCUGUUGACUGCGUAAAAAAUGAACUCGAGAAAUUAGUUAACCAAAUCAGAGCCGGCAACAGGUACGAUUAUCACGUACCCAGACUGCUGGACGGACUGACCGAUGCGAUCGACGGCCUACACCCUGAGUCAUUUUCUGAGCCGAAUACUCCCCUGCUAGAAACCAUUGCCCAUGGCUUCAGGGGUCUGGUAAGUGAGCUUGGAAAGGCAUACGUCUCCGUCUACGACGGCGCCCGCAAUGUCAACUGGGAGCGGGAGAAUAACCCGGAGACUACAUACUGCGCUAAGAUAUUCUUGACUGCAUUUUCCACAGUCUACGAUGCUGUGCAUGACUUGAGGAUAAAUUGCAAUAGUCUGAAGGGACACCAAAUUCACUCGUCCUCUGAUCUCGGCAGGUUGUUCCUACGGCACGGCUUUAAGGUGUCCGCAGAAAACAAACAGCACUGGGAGCUGCAGAACAAGAGCGUCAUAAACGGUGAAUACGUCGCGAACAGACUUAGCUUUAGGGUCGAAGGUGCGAAAGACAACGAGCAUCUUAAGGAGUGCGAAUCGAAUAAACGCAAGUCUAACGUCCUUUUUAAUCUUUUCGAUAUUCUCAAAUGCAUUCUGCAUCACGUCGACCAGUACAACGCCAUAUGUCACAUCGCUAUACUCCCCAAACCUAGAACGCCAUGUACCGUUUUCGAGAUGCUGGCGUGGCUCUCAGGGCUCACUUACACUUCCGCGUACCAGGCGCUGCUAUCAGACGGGUUCACCAACGUGCUUGAUAAUCCGGAUACGCCGCUUGCUGGCGACGGAGAGAUCAGCGUAUUCGACAUCGAGCAGUCAUACCUAGAGGCGCACCCGCAGACCAUCACGUAUAAGAGCAUACGGACGGUGUUGCAAUACCUUUGUUCGAAAUCGUACGAUUUGCUUACCACCGUUGUUGGCCACGGCGACGCGGCGACAUUCUACGCUUGCGACUAUUCGAAUAACACGCUGAAUCUGUACUACCCGAGCUCCGGCGAAGAUUGUUUGCAGAUGUUGCUUGACUUCCUCCGUAGAAUUUGCAGCCGUCAGUGUGCGCUAAAA